Molecule: messenger RNA, 499 nt
Organism: Hippocampus comes (tiger tail seahorse)
Lineage: Eukaryota; Metazoa; Chordata; Actinopteri; Syngnathiformes; Syngnathidae
Product: protein S100-A5-like
Exons: 2
Coding region: 66-362 (98 amino acids)
Molecular function (GO): calcium-dependent protein binding; calcium ion binding
Source: RefSeq, a predicted model, not a curated record
AUGUCUGUCCUGUUUUUAUACAACAAAAUUACCAAGAGCAUAUAUUUCACACAGCCCAAGUAGCCAUGGCCAAAAUCCACCAGAGCAUCCAAGCAGUGUUGGACUUCUUUGAUCAGUAUAAGGGUGAGGAUGGCGUUUUGGACAAGAAGGAAUUUAGAGCAAUCAUCGAAAAAGAGUGCAAGGGGAACGUUGAUGAAAGCGUUCUGGAGAAGCUCUUUGAAAAGUUGGACCAGAAUAAAGACGGCAAGCUCGACAUGGAAGAGUACAGCGCCGUCAUAUGUCUCAUGAUCAGAGCUUCCUAUUAUAGAAGAAAGCAGUGUGGCUUCGGAGGGCGUUGCACUGGCAAGGGCUCUAGCAAGUAAAGGCUCACAAUCAUCGCUUUUCUUUUGCCCGCCAAAUUCGACUGGCAUCAUUCUCAGAUAAGCAAGAGAAAUCUGUCCCAUCGUUUGUUUUGUUUCUCUUGAUCGUGGCCACGCAAUAAAAAGCCAUGAAGAUGGAU